UGAGUCCUUCACUCACCGUCCUCCACCAUAGCGCUCGCCCGUCUUUUCUUGUCUGCGUCCAGGCUCGCGCAUUACACUCUCUUUUCUCGUUUUUCUUGUCGUUUUGUCUCUAUGGUUCCAAGGUCGCGCGAACUGUCUGCAGAGCAGAUCGCAAUCCAACAAAGACGGAAAGCGAAGAAACAGAAGCAGACGCAUUUGACUCCUCAAGUCGAUGACAAAGGCAAGAUUAUAGAACGUACUUGGUUGAAAUGCCCUGAAGGGGAUGAUACGCACAAGGGAUUUCGUGUCAAGCUUCUUACCUGGAAUUUAUUGGCACAAUGUCUAAUUCGCCGAGAACUGUUUCCAGUCAGUGACUGUUUGAAGGCAGCUCAACGGGAACAUAUGAUCUAUCGUGAGCUCCUCUCGCAGGGUGCUGAUAUCCUCUGUCUGCAGGAAGUCGAUCGCCUCGAGAAAGUUCUCCCCGUCCUCGAUGCCGCUUCUUACUCUCAUCACUACGCGGCGGGACCCAAAAAAAAGCAUGGCUGUCUCAUUGCCUUCAAAACCAACUUGUACUCCAAGAUUGGUGACCACAAGGUUGAGUAUGAUAAUGAAGAGGUCCGCGAUGAUGUUGAAGGCCCCGGGCGCAAGGGAGCUAGCUUCCGAACAAAAAAUAUUGGAUCCAUUGUCGCUCUGAAGAGUACGACCGAUGAAAAUCACGGUGUCGUCGUAGCUACCACUCAUCUUUUUUGGCACCCAAGAUAUACGUACGAACGCGCAAGACAAGCCGGGAUUCUCAAACGCGAAGUUCUGAGAUUUCGAACGGAACGCGGCUUGCAAAAAUGGCCUUGCAUAAUCGCCGGUGACUUCAAUUUUGCUCCGGACGACGCGGCUUACUCGCUAUUAGUCGGAGACCCGUUACUGUCCGCACAAAAGGAGACGAUAACUAACUCACACGUCGUACACGCCACCAUAGAUCCUACUGUUUCUAUUUCUCCGACCAAAGAUACUACCGAGGAGGAUGAGGCUUCAGACCCAGACAAGGUCAUUACCAAUGCUCGGUCGGCAACACCUACCGACGGACUGCUCUCACCGUCCGAACUCAUCGCUCUGUUCGCUUUGCACAAGCCUUUGCUUAGUGCAUACGGCCAGGGAUUGAGAAAUAUCCGGAGAUCGUCCAUAAAUUCCACCUUCGCUACAUUUGGCGAUAGAAUCACUCUAGAUCCUAUGCGUCUCGGUGCUUAUGAGCCAGAAUGGACGAGUUACACGCAUUACUGGAAAACCGUAUUAGAUUACAUAUUUGUCAUAGAGCCGGAGGAGGGUCGUUCACUCAUUACAGGACUUUUGUCCCCACAUCAGACCGCUGAUUUAGACCCAGGAAUACCAAGGAAAGGAAUAUGCGGAAGUGACCAUGUUUCGCUUUGUGCCCAGAUAGAAUUUGUUCCCAACGUAGAAUCCUAGACCAGUAAACCCGAGAAUUCAUCGCA
Desarmillaria tabescens is the source of this 1463-nucleotide messenger RNA. RefSeq names its product Endonuclease/exonuclease/phosphatase. Lineage: Eukaryota; Fungi; Basidiomycota; Agaricomycetes; Agaricales; Physalacriaceae. The record is from RefSeq and is a predicted model, not a curated record. The transcript is spliced from 7 exons. Bases 112 to 1437 code for a protein of 441 amino acids. Gene Ontology annotation, molecular function: poly(A)-specific ribonuclease activity.